This is a messenger RNA of Etheostoma spectabile (orangethroat darter), 2859 nucleotides long. RefSeq lists its product as uncharacterized. NCBI's taxonomy places the organism in Eukaryota, Metazoa, Chordata, Actinopteri, Perciformes, Percidae. The record is from RefSeq and is a predicted model, not a curated record.
AUGACUGAUCGUGCGGUGGAUGCAAAGAUCACUAAGAAGGAGCUGAGCCAGUACUGUCUUAGGAGGACACGUGGUGACGAGGCCACCAUCAGCCUCAUUGAGAGGCUGAUGCAGGAGCUGGGAGGGGGAAACGGGAGGGACCUCAUGGGGGUGCCAUUGCUGGACCAGGUGCGCAUGGUGCACAUCUGGCGUGUGCAGCAACCACACGUCAAGUGCAUCCAGGACCUGCCUGGUGUGCAGCUUCAUACAGAGACGGGCACUAUCAAGAAGGGGGGUAAUUCAGCGGAGAAAAUGCUGAUCCACGGCUCUGAUGAGCAGUCAAAGUCCCCACCGCCUUUCCUGGCGUCCAUACCGGAUUACCUACGGCGUCAACCUUGCUUGCUACCCCGCAAAAAUAAAAAUCACCGCAGGGGACGCGGUAAGAGAGGCGGAGUUCGUGUCAGGCUUGUGGCUUACCUGGCUUCACUUUCCUCAUGCGAUCCGGACCUUUCAGGUGUCGGGUUUUAUACGGAGUUUGUGGGCUACGAUCGGCGACGUACUUUGGCGUACAAUUACCGGUGGCUCCGGCCUACUGCGGACCUGCCUGACUCCGGGUGCCAGCCUCCCCGCUGCCGGAGCGUGAAGCUCUCUGUCCGCGGCUGUGUGCACAGGAAUCUCCGCCCACUUAGUCGGGCUUCCAAACAGUCUGGAAGGCGUUCAAUUCGCAUGGCACUGAUCAACACCAGAUCAGUCACAAAUAAGACUUUCAUCCUCAGUGACUUUUUUACUACCAAUGCUCUGGACUUUUUUCUGCUGACCGAAACCUGGCUAAAACCAGGUGAAAACAGCGCCUUCACGGAGCUCCUCCCCCCCGGCUGCUCUUUUUUCAACUCCCCGCGAGCUUCAGGCCGAGGUGGUGGAUUGGCCACACUCUUCAAGGAUGAAUUUGAGAUCAGCGUUCCUCCACCGCCUAGUAAACCUGUGUCCUCAGUCUCCAGGCGUCACUGUAUCACUCCCUCCUCAGCUGCUGAGUUUGCUUCAAAAUUCGUUGGCUCUCAGUUUUAUGCUACUAAUGGUCUGGUUUUACCAUCUUCCCCAGACAGCAUUCUCUCAGCUUUCUAUUUUACAAGUGUGGAAAUCCUGGACUCUAUUGCCCCUCAUCGCUUUAAAUCUAUCAAACCUAAAGCGGACCCCUGGCUAGACGACAACACGAGGGCCCUUAGGCAACGCUGCAGACAAGCUGAACGGAGGUGGAAGAAGGACAAGUUACAAGUUUCUCUGGGCUUGUUAAGGGAAUGUCUUGCAGAGUAUCAGAAAGCUGAAUUUAAGCCUGUUUCUCUGUCGCUGCUCACUGAGGUUGUACAACACUUGAAACCUACCAAUUGUGCUUUAGACAUCAUUCCUGCCAGGAUGGUGAAGGAGGUUUUUAGCACCAUUGGGUCGAGUCUACUUACCUUUUUUAACUGUUGUCUAAGUUCUGGUUCUGUCCCAGAAGCUUUUAAACAUGCUUUGGUUAGGCCACUACUUAAAAAGCCUAAUCUUGAUCCCAAUGUGUUGUCCAAUUUUAGACUAGUCUCACAUCUGCCCUUUCUUUCGAAGGUGUUGGAAAAAAUUGUUUUUAAUCAGUUACAAGUCUUUUUACAACAGAACUCAGUGUUAGAAAAAUUUCAGUCUGGUUUUAAAACGCGCCAUAGCACUGAGUCGGCGCUUCUAAGAGUUCACAGUGAUAUAGCUUUGUCUGUAGAUGCUGGGGAUCCUACUGUGCUAGUGAUGUUGGACUUGACCGCAGCUUUUGAUACGGUGGACCAUGUAGUCCUUCUUGAACGCCUUGAGCAUUUUGUAGGCAUUCAAGGCACUGCACUUAAAUGGUUUAGCUCUUAUUUGACAAGUAGGACUUUUUCUUUCACAAUGGGUGAUUUCUCCUCCUCAUCUGCUCCUCUCUAUUGUGGGGUGCCCCAGGGUUCAAUUCUUGGCCCUAUCUUGUUCUCUUUAUAUAUGUUGCCAUUAGGAGCUAUAAUGCACAACCUGUCAUUUCAUUGUUAUGCAGAUGACCUGCAAAUUUAUCUGCCUAUACAACCCAAUGACAGUGUUGCACUAAACUGCCUCCUAAAUGGCAUUAAUGAUAUCAAGUUGUGGCUAUCUCGCAAUUUCCUGACCCUGAAUGAUGACAAGACCGAAUGUAUUAUCUUCAGUACAAAAUACAUGUCAAACAAUCAAACUUUAAGUCUGGGAGCUCUGACUUCAUGCGCCAAGCAAACUGUAAAAAAUCUGGGUGUGACAUUUGAUUGUAGCAUGAAAUUUGACAAACAGAUAAGCAAUGUUGUCAAAACAAGCUUUUUCCAACUUCGUCUCCUGGCUAAAGUAAAGCCUUUUCUUAACAGGCACGAUUUGGAAAGGGCUAUUCAUGCCUUUAAUAGUUCACGUCUCGAUUAUUGCAACGCUCUUUAUGGUGGCCUAAAUCAAAAAUCCAUCGCACGUCUGCAGCUUGUGCAAAAUGCCGCUGCUCGCUUUCUCACAAAUACUUCUCGGAGUGCACACAUCACUCCCGUUCUUUUUACUCUACACUGGCUUCCGGUGCGUUUUAGAAUUGAUUUUAAAAUUGCAUUGUUUGUUUUUAAAGCCCUAAAUGGCCUUGCCCCAAAGUAUUUGUCCGAGCUUUUAACUUUGGGUGGGCAAAAUCGGUUGUUGCGGUCUUCCAAUCUACGGACUCUAGAAGUCCCGAGGUCGAGGUACAAGCAGUGGGGCGAUCGGGCUUUCGCUGUUGCUGGCCCAAAACUCUGGAACAAGCUCCCGCCAGACAUUCGCACUAUAACGGAUGUUGUUCAUUUUAAAUCAAAACUUAAAACUUAUUUAUUUAGAAUGGCUUUUAAUACACAGUAG